CGCUUUUCCAACCCUCAAAGUUGCUGAACGUUGGUAGCCCUGUUUGUUUUGCUGCGCACCCCGCCCCGCGCUUCGGCACCGCCCACUAAUGGCUGUCAAGCAAGAGUGAAGUGUUAAGAAAAAAAUGCAUUUAUUCAAAUUAAAAAAUGGAAUUUCUCGGUAUUGAUCCAAUACAGCUGUGAAAAGUGUAAAUCUUUUGACAAUAAGUUUAUUAUAUCCGACGUUUGUGUAAAUAUGAGCUAGUGGAUUAGUGAAUUCAAAUAGUUAUAAAAUCUUGUAGGUGCAACACUGGGAUGUGCUUCGGCGAGCUUUGAGUGUGCGGUGCGAGGCAGGAACUCCAAUGCAUUUCUGGAUAGACAAACGCAGCCAGUGCUACACCGGCCGCCACCGCGUGCCCUCAUCUUUGUCAGCUGGGGUGGGGCGGUCGCGCGGUCGCGUGUGCGUGGGCGCGCGUAAGGGCAUGGCAGCGCCCGUGCACCGCUUCGCGGCCGUCGACUGCCCGCCGCGCCGUCCGCCGCGCACGCACCGACACUAUGGACCCCCACCAAUGCCGCCGGUACACACAAGCCGGCGUCAAAACGACGAGCCAAGCCUCUACGUCGAAAUACCCCCCGAACCCCCUCAACCAACUAUCGCAAGUCUCGCAGCCGCUAGAAGCGUAACCCCAGACACCCUACUAAGGACCGCAGCCCUAGGGCUCCACCACUCACCGAUGAUGGCCCCGCAUUUGAAGUUUGGGAUGCUGGUGUCGUUCGCGCUUGCUACGGUGUUCUUAGCUGGUGCCAAGUACUAUUUCGAUCGGCAGGUGGCACGCGACAGCUCGGCCGGCGCCGAAGUGAACGUGGUGGUGGCCGCCGUGUCGAUGGCGUGCGUGUGCGGCGUGGGCUGCGCGCUGUCCAUGUGCCGCGCCAAGCCCGCGCCGCUCGCGCCGCCCGACCGCGUCUCCUCCACCGCGCGCCGCGCCGCGCCGCCGCCGAGAGAGGACCCUUCCCCGCCCACGGAAUCCGGCGACGAGCUCUCCCUCAGCGCUCUCCUGGAGCGUUCCGGCUCCUCGCGCAACCGCUCCAGCUCCCGCUCCCCCGCCCCCGAGGCGCCCCCGCCCUACCACAUCGCCGUGCUGCUGCCCCCGCGCUCGCCGCCCCCGCCCGCCUACAGCGCGCUCAGGUGCGGAACCAGGCCGCGGUGCCGGCGUUGGCCUGGUACUUGCGGAUGAGGAUGGGGUGCGGCACGGGCAGGAGUCC
Messenger RNA from Cydia amplana, 1241 nucleotides. RefSeq lists its product as uncharacterized. The record is from RefSeq and is a predicted model, not a curated record. The transcript has 7 exons. NCBI's taxonomy places the organism in Eukaryota, Metazoa, Arthropoda, Insecta, Lepidoptera, Tortricidae. The coding region runs from base 341 to 1213 and encodes 290 amino acids.